CCCACCCACACCAGAGAAAAUCAGUCAACGGGAGGCGGGGAGGGAAGGGGAUCGAAGAGUAGGCGGAACCUUGGUGCGGAGGCCGUGUUUCCGUCCGUCCGGGUUCCCUCACUGUACGUACAGCCCGGCAGCGAUUUGCCACGUCUGUGAGCGGCGAAGAGAGCGGUUGUUGAAGCGCAGUCGCCCGGCCUGGGGACACUUCUCCACACCCUUUGCCGUCGUGAUGGUGUCUGUAAUCAAUACAGUGGACACUUCCCAUGAGGAUAUGAUACAUGAUGCUCAGAUGGAUUAUUAUGGAACACGGCUGGCAACCUGCUCCUCAGACAGAUCAGUCAAAAUAUUUGAUGUAAGGAAUGGAGGGCAAAUUCUCAUAGCUGACUUAAGAGGGCAUGAAGGCCCAGUGUGGCAAGUUGCCUGGGCUCAUCCUAUGUAUGGAAACAUCUUGGCUUCCUGUUCCUAUGACAGGAAAGUUAUUAUUUGGAAAGAAGAGAAUGGUACCUGGGAAAAGACAUAUGAAUAUACGGGGCAUGAUUCCUCAGUGAAUUCCGUAUGUUGGGCACCACAAGACUAUGGAUUGAUCCUGGCUUGUGGCAGUUCUGAUGGGGCCAUCUCUCUGUUGAGCUACACUGGUGAUGGACAGUGGGAAGUGAAAAAAAUCAGCAAUGCACACACUAUUGGCUGCAAUGCUGUGAGCUGGGCCCCUGCGGUUGUACCAGGAAGCCUUAUAGACCAGCCGUCAAGCCAAAAGCCAAACUACAUCAAGCGUUUUGCCUCAGGUGGCUGUGAUAACCUGAUCAAGAUCUGGAAAGAAGAAGAUGGCCAGUGGAAAGAAGAACAGAAAUUAGAAGCUCACAGUGAUUGGGUUAGAGAUGUUGCCUGGGCUCCCUCCAUAGGCUUGCCAACAAGCACUAUUGCCAGCUGCUCACAGGAUGGCAGAGUGUUUAUCUGGAUGUGUGAUGAUGCCUCAGGAAACUCCUGGUCACCCAAAUUGCUACACAAGUUUAAUGAUGUGGUUUGGCAUGUUAGUUGGUCCAUUACUGCAAAUAUUCUUGCAGUGUCUGGAGGAGACAACAAAGUAACUUUGUGGAAAGAAUCUGUAGAUGGACAAUGGGCAUGCAUCAGUGAUGUAAAUAAGGGCCAAGGAGCAGUGUCUGCUAUUACAGAAGGGCAGCAGAAUGAACAGUGACAAAUGGAUGAACAAGACUUCAGAAUUUUCAGUUCAAACAAACAAACAAACAUGUGUUUUUGGUUUUUUAAGUACUUUCCUAUAAAGCCAGAUUUACUGAAUUUGGAACAAACAAAAAUCACUUCUCAAGAAAGUUUUGUAACUACUUUGUCACAAUCUAUACCAUAGCACCUUGCCUUAGGUGAUACUUUUUAAAAUUUAAGGCAAAUUGUGCAUGACAAGGUAUUGAUCACUAUAUUGCUCUUACUUUAAUUAUUUUUAUUUUUUUGAAUAUGAAUUUGUUUUCUUAUUGUGGAGAACUUUCAUAAACCUUCGGUUAACUCGUGAUUGUAUGAAGAGGAGAGGUUACAUCCCUACAGCUCAAUACUUCUCAGAACAUGUUUUUUUUAAAAA
Molecule: messenger RNA, 1579 nt
Organism: Pogona vitticeps (central bearded dragon)
Lineage: Eukaryota; Metazoa; Chordata; Lepidosauria; Squamata; Agamidae
Gene: SEC13
Product: SEC13 homolog, nuclear pore and COPII component
Biological process (GO): COPII-coated vesicle budding; positive regulation of TOR signaling; protein import into nucleus
Cellular component (GO): COPII vesicle coat; nuclear pore outer ring
Molecular function (GO): protein binding; structural molecule activity
Source: RefSeq, a predicted model, not a curated record